Molecule: messenger RNA, 4857 nt
Organism: Gasterosteus aculeatus aculeatus (three-spined stickleback)
Lineage: Eukaryota; Metazoa; Chordata; Actinopteri; Perciformes; Gasterosteidae
Gene: fbxo30a
Product: F-box protein 30a
Molecular function (GO): ubiquitin protein ligase activity; protein binding; zinc ion binding
Source: RefSeq, a predicted model, not a curated record
UCAGCUAACCGGCUAACUGAGUAGGCUAGCGAAGUUUAGCCGCUAAUGCUAAGUGACUGGCCAUGUUGUUGAUGCUCUUUUGUUUAACUUCAAAAGUUGUGUUGGCUUUUGAACUCACUUGUCUCCCUGCGCAGUGACCCUGGGAACUAAUUAACACAAUAUCUCAGACCGGUCGAUGCUGUUGCCACUGAGAUUACGCUCGGGUCGAAUGCUUCGAGCCGGUUGUGUCCUUGUUUUGUGUUUUUAGCUGUUUGCUAAGUUGCGGUCGUAACUUAACACUGUGUUGCUCACCGUGGCUGCUCAGACUUUAACAUGACAAUAGUUCACCAGCGGGGUUUUGCGGGUUCUUACUAUGACUGUGGACAUUGUUGACUCAUUCGUUAUCCUGCAAAUCCCUUCAAACAAUUAAGCCCGAGGCUCGUUACUCGGAGGCUUUACGGAGGUUGAAAUUCUUCAAUUGGAGGCAAAGUUCUCAGAGCCACAAGGAGAGGGAUACCUAGUCACGAAAGAAUCGGCGUCAACACGUGUUGUGAAAGAUUACGAGACCGUCUUUAACGUCUAGUAAACACGCAGAGAAAGAACACGUGUGGGAGUUACGGAAUAGAAGGGUCGAACCGCUUUUUCCUGCUAGAACCAGUUGGGCAAGGAGCGACACACAGAACAUGGAGGGCCUGCACUCCCACUGCCUUAAGUGCUUCAACAGAAGAUGCAUGCUGAGACCGGAGGCGGGCGUGUGCUGCACCCUCAUCUGCUGCCCUCUUGUCUGCGGCGCGGUUUUUCACUCGUGCAAACAAGAGGAACACCGUCUACUGUGCCCGUAUGAGCGGCUGGCGUGCCUCAACAGCGGAUUUGGCUGCCCGUUCACCAUCGCGAGGAUCAGGAUGGCAAAGCACCUGGCCACGUGCCCGGCCAGCAUAGUGUGCUGUACCAUGGAGUGGAAUCGUUGGCCCGUGAGCUACUCUGAUCGCAAGUCCUAUGAAAACUUGAGCAAAGACUUUGACGAGGUGGAGCAGCUAGACAUGGCCCUGGCUCUGCAGGAUCAGAGGAUGCUGUUGGAGUCCCUGAAAGUCACGACCACCGUGUCAAAGAAUGGCAAUAAAGCGGCAGAUGAAAGUGAUAAAAUGGCCACGGCGUCGAGUCUGCCAGAGACAGCGUUUGGUACCGCAACAGUGGAAAUGGAGGAGGAGCCCUAUAGCGGCUUGUACAGAGCUUCAGUGGAGACGAGCAGAAGUUUAGCAGCUGCCUUGGACAUCCUCAGCAAUGGCAAGGAUAUUGAAGUUAUUGUUGGAAAUUUGAAUGGCGAAAAGACGGGGAAAAAUGGACCACUCCAAAAUGGUGAUGGUCAUGUCGCGGAGGUUGGGAGGAACGUAGAUAUGCAAGGGAGCGACUCUGAUUCAGACUGUGAGCUCGGAGCGGUGGGCGGAGUGGAUUGCGCAGUCGAGACGGAUGGAAGAGAGGAAGAGGCCACCGGCUGGGUAGAAGAAAAUGAUGUUGUGGAGUUGUUUUUUGAAGAGAAGGAAAACAUUGUCGAGCAGACCGUAAAUGACUCCAACCACGUCUGGCCGGCGGUGCCUCCGGAGGACUACAUGCCGGUUGUAGCGCUGGAACCUCCUGUGCCACAACAAGCUCAAGUUCCGCAUCCGAUGCCAUUCCUGCUGUCCGAGCACGUGAGGAAUAACUUCUUACAGCAGCUGCCCACUGAACUGCGGUACAGGUGUUUGGAGCGUAAACUGCAGAACGUGGAAGUGCUCAGAGGGAUGAAUAUGUUUACAUUCAACGGACGCCGGGCGCUGCUGUCGGACCCGUACCUGUUUCGAGCAAAGAUGGAGGACAAGUCAGUAGACACGUCGGACCUGGAAGUAGCAGAUGACCCCAUGGGCCUCCACGGCAUCGACCUCAUCACUGCGGCGCUGCUCUUCUGCCUGGGCGACUCUCCGGGAGGGCGGGGAAUCUCAGACAGCAGGUUUGUCGACGGCUACCACAUUGACUUCGGCACCCAGACUUUCUCCUUCCCGUCGGCCAUUCUGGCCACCAACACCAUGGUGGGAGACAUCGCUUCAGCCUCGGCCUGCGAUCACGCUAGCCCGCAGCUCUCCAAUCCGAGCCCCUUCCACACCCUCAGGCUGGACCUGGUGCUCGAAUGCGUGGCUCGAUACCAAACAAAGCAGCGCUCCAUGUUCACCUUUGUGUGUGGGCAGCUAUUCCGGCGAGACGAGUUUUCGUCUCAUUUCAAAAAUGUUCACGGGGAUAUUCACGCGGGACUCAAUGGCUGGAUGGAGCAACGGUGCCCCUUGGCUUACUACGGCUGCACCUACUCCCAGCGGCGAUUCUGCCCGUCCGUACAGGGCUUCAGAAUCAUUCACGACCGGCACCUCGGCUCAUUCGGGGUCAAGCCGGGUUUGCCAUUGAAUGCUGGGGAAAACCUUCCACGGAAACCCCGGCGCCUCGGCUCUCGGUGCGAUCAGUUCAGCAAUCUCCCGUUCGAAGUGUUGCAGCAUGCAGCAAGCUUCCUGGACAGCUUUAGCUUGUGCCAACUGUCCAGGGUGUCCCGCACCAUGAGGGACGUGUGCGCCAGUCUGCUUCAGAUGCGCGGCAUGGUCGUCCUGCUGUGGGAGAAAAAGCGGCGUGCCGACGGGUCUCCUACAUGGCAGAUCACCGACAAGGUGUGGCGAUUCAGCACGGCCUUUGGUACAGUGAACGAGUGGAAGUUUGCCAACAUCGCCAGCAUGGCCGACCACCUCAAGAAGUGCCAGUUCAACAAGGUCGCCCGCCGGGAGGAGGCGAUCCCUCUGCCGUGCAUGUGCUUCACCAGAGAGCUCACAAAAGAAGGAAGGUGUUUACGCUCAGUUCUCAAACCGGUAGCCUAAGUGAUCCCGAAAGACAAAGACAUCUUUUGGACUUUUUUUUCGGCGACCAUUAGAACUCAAAAACCUGUGCAUUUCCCUCCAGUGUUUACAGACGUACGUCUCUUUCUGCCUCAAAACAACAACUCCUGGUUGAAACAUUAGAUGGUGUUUUGCCCGUUGCCUCACGUUGGAAGUAAUGGUCUCCCAUGUCACAGAUCCAGAUCGUAAACCAGCACAUUAAAAGGCUCGCCUUGUAUCUUCCAUUCUAAUGGAUUUAUUACCAGUGUAAGUUUUACCUUCAUCUGCUCUGACAUUGUAUGAAAAAACAGAUGUAGAUUUUUAUUUGCAGUACUGCGCUACAAUGGAGGUAAGAGUACAGCCUUAACUUAUGAAACUUGAUUUUGUGGGCACGGAGUUAAACAUCUCAGUGAGAUUUACAGUUUACUGUUUUCUUGCACGGUUUUGUAUUUUAUCCUGACACGCAGUGACCACAUGUGUUCUGCUUUGAGCUCAUAGAUAUUUCAUGGCUUUAGUCUACAUUUAAGACCAAACGUCUGUGGUAAGCAACAUCACUGGAUUUUGUUUCCAAUGUGGGUGUUGAUUUUUUUUUCACAAGCACACCCCCCAUCAUCGCGUUUGGUGUUUUUAAGUGUAGGGUGGUCCGUCACAUUAUAGCAGUAAGAGGAUGCGGUCCGGCUUCCUUUUAUCGCACCUCUUGAUGGAAGCAACACUACUCACUAGCCAAAAGUUUUUAGCUGUGGUUGGUCUCUUUCUACCGGCUACAUUUAACCAGCAAUCGUGUGAAAGUUUUAUACAAAAACAAAUGUAGCAAAUAAAAUGAUGAAUGUACUGCUGGAGUAAAAGAAUCCAUCAGCGACUGCGGUCAGCUCGGUCUCGCUCCCUGAUGAAACCCUGCAGGCCAGGUGUUCCCCUCGGUAAUGAGCGCCACUAAUCGUGUUACUAUUUAUCAUGGUUGUAUGAUUUUUCUCACUACACGUCCACGCUGUUCAAAUGCGUUGCCGUCUCAGGGUCGUAGCAUGAAGCUUUGAAGCCGCGUGGUCGUUAAAACCGGCCAGCCAACCAGCGGUCCGACGACUUGUCAGCUGCUUGAUUAUUACGGGGUCUAAGGAGACCGGUGAGCCGCUCAGUAUUCUAAAAACAUUAGUGUUUUUCAGUGCGGAACGAACGAACGACACGUUUGCCAUCAGUGUCGUGUUUUUAAGGCUCGGUAACGCUCUGUGAAGCGAUCACACUUGAACACCUUAUUUUUCUUGUUUGGAUUUAGAAACACGGUCUAACGAACCACAUUUGGCUCAUUUAUGUGAACAUGUUUUGCGCAUUGGAGAUUGUUUGACAGUAUCACUGCAAAAGUAACCGAUUACUGCUAAGAAACGGUUAUAAUCCUUUGAAGGAAAUUGUGUGAUUUUGUUUUAAAAAAUAUAUAUUUUUGAAGUUGGAUGUAAAGCCCAAAAGAUGUCAACUAAGCUGUGUUUUUACGCUAAUGUGUCCAAAUCCAUGUCUGUCUUUUUCUUUUUUGUACAGGUACUGUUUGGAGAAAAAAAAAUGGCCUCUUGUAGAUUUUUUGUUUUUUAAUUUGAAUUACUGAUUUGCACAUCAAUGCAUGUACUGUACAAGUUGAGAUAGAAGGCUGAUGGGUUAUCUUUGUCGAAGUACCAGAAUUUCCUUCCCACGUGUUUUGCAUGAGAGUUUGACACCUUUGUAAAAUAUUUACGGAUUAGUUCUCAGGAACAGUGAGUCACAUUUUCAACUUUUCUUUUUUAAACUUGUCAUAUUAAACAACUGAACUCAGCCAGAUCUGAUCGCAUGUCUUUAUUCUGAGUGGGUGGAGUCCAGUGGAUGACCUAGACAUUUAAAUUGGUCUUUAGUCCUUUUUGUAAUGUACUGCGGGCACUUUGUUUUCACUCCUGCUGAAGUGUGUUUUUCACUACAAUACGCCAGCCUCAUUUGUUUGACUUUGAAUAUUUUAAUAAAGAGGAUCUCAGUUUUUAAA